Messenger RNA from Sphenostylis stenocarpa, 339 nucleotides. NCBI's taxonomy places the organism in Eukaryota, Viridiplantae, Streptophyta, Magnoliopsida, Fabales, Fabaceae. The record is from the annotation of a GenBank genome assembly.
AUGGUGGAUCAACAGAAGAAGGCCUUUGAAACAUGUUUUAAGAAAGAGAAAGCAGAUCUUAGUGGCACAAUGGCAUUGCUUAUCAUGAUGCAUGAGACUGGUGGUGGGAAAAGACUAGAUUCCAUUUGGUGCAAGCAAUAUGUGGAAGAUUUGACGUCAAAUCUUCCAUGGAAUGUCCUGAUCAAUCAAUGUAAACUGGCUAGCCUGAUUCAGAUGGAUUGUGAAUGUAGUGUGCAGAGACACAAAGUGUUUGAUAAGCAAGGCCAAACAGAGCAUGAUGCCCCCGACCCCAGACCAUGUUCCUCCCCACCAAAACCAUCUUUGGGAUUCUUGUGGUAG